GAUCAGAUCGCCAUAUUGCGUUUAUCAAACAAAAGACAGACGUCUGAAUCAUUAUCCAUUUCCGCGUUGUCCGAGACUUUUCCUUUAAGAAAACUCAUUAAACCUGCAGAGAAAAGAGUACUCAAAUGGCACAAAGUCCAACAAGCGGAGCCGUGAAGGCUCUACAGUUAGAAUUGAAGAAAAUAGUGAGCGAGCCAGUCGAGGGAUUUCGGGUAAAAUUGUUGGACGAUGAAAAUCUCUUCGAGUGGGAAGUUGCCAUUUUUGGGCCUCCAGGAACCCUGUAUGAGGGUGGCUACUUUAAGGCCCUGAUGAAGUUUCCACCCGACUACCCAUACUCCCCACCCAGUGUCAAGUUUCUCACCAAGAUGUGGCACCCAAAUGUUUACGAAAAUGGCGAUGUGUGCAUCUCAAUUCUCCAUCCCCCUGUGGAUGACCCGCAGAGUGGAGAGGAGCCAUCAGAACGCUGGAACCCCACACAGAAUGUCAGGACAAUUUUGCUCAGUAUAAUCUCAUUGCUAAACGAGCCAAACACAUCUUCCCCGGCGAACGUGGAUGCUUCCGUUAUGUACAGGAAGUGGAAGGAUUCUCGUGGAAAGGACAAGGAAUACGAGACCAUUAUCAGGAAGCAAGUGCUUGGUACAAAGGAGGAGGCUGACAAGGAUGGAGUCAAGGUUCCCCUCACCCUCCAGGAGUACUGCGUCACCACCGGGCCAAAACAUGAGCCCAAUGACAUUGACUUCUGUGACUAUGACUACGGCGAUGAUUGUGAUGAUGACGAUGAUGAUGAUGAAAUGUAUUACGAUGAUGACGAUGACUCCGGAAAUGAGGAGUCAUGAUCCAGGAUCUUUUCUUUCACCUUUCCAUUAAUCAUCUGUUAAUAGAGCAUUCAUUGUGGGAUAAAUGUGUUGUUUUAAAUGUUUCUCCGACACACAAGAAUGGCCACACUUGGUUGGUUGAAUGAAAUGAGAACAAAGUUGAAUUGAAUGCUUUACUGCCAGCGCAGCAUCACCAGAUGUAAAUGUGCAACUGCUUCAUUUUCAUUCAUUUGAGUAACAUUGCUGUGCAUAGCUCACAAUGUUUUGCAAAGGAAUUGAAUUAUCGGUAAACAUGUUCAGCUAAGAUUUUUGUCAUCUUAGCUCUAAGUUCUUGUUGUGUACCUCACACUUUUCUCCAUGUGAGCACUGCAUUUUCUUACAGUUUAGAAUUGAGGUAAGCUACCAGUACAAUUACAAGGGUUUCAAUUCAAUUAUCAAAAUGGAUUGAGGUGGCAUCAGUGUGGUGUUGUUCAGUACAAUUUAUUGUUUUGUUUUUAAUUUAUCUAGAUUUAUUAUUUUUGUGCUACAGAUGAAUGUUAAGUAAUUGAUAUUUCUCUGUUAUUGAUGUUAAUGUAUAUUUCAAAAGGAGAAUGUUCCUUGUAAAGCUUUUAAAAAAAACCCACAAGAAACUGGUUGUUUAAAAAUCAAACUCAUUACAAAAAUGAUUACUUAAACUUGUUUAAAGCUUGUCUUAUAACUGCAAGCAGUACAUCUUGCACAAAAUCUGUUGUUAGAAAUCGAAAUAGUGUAUUAUCAAAAUAUAAUUAAAUAUGUUAUUAAAAGUCUUCAAACUACAUAACCAAGUAAAGGUUAUAUAAUAAAAAAUAAAAACUCCUACUUCAAUUGAUCCGGGAAGGCCAUAUUCGACUCUCAUGGAUUUUUGCAGAUUUUUAUCUGAAAUAAAUCAAUGGAACUCGAAUAUAACCUUUAAGAUCAAAAUUCAGUUCCAAUAAACCUUUUACAUCUCUAUCUCUUCUGUAUCUCUCCAUUUAUAACUGUUUUUUGCAAUAAUGUGUCAUGUUCAGACAUUUUGAUUGAUAUAGCCAAUAACUGUUAUUCUUAGAAAAUUCCUUUUUUAACCCAGUAAAGUAGAUAUAAUAAAAGGUACAACAUUUUGAUCCUGGAGACCAUAAUUGUUGAACUCUCAUGGAUUUUAAUUUGAAAAAAGAACAAAACUUGGUCGGAUAUAAUCUCCCCGAUCAAAAUGUAGUACCAAUAAACCUUUUACAUCUCUUUUGCAACUUGACUGAAAGUUGUUUUUAUUUAUCAGUUUUGCAAUGAUCCUCAAUGUACAGGACAUUUUUAUUGUUAUAGCCAAUUCUGUUAAAAAAAUAUUAAGUCAAAUUUUGUAAAUAAAGUAAUAUUUUAAGUAAUGAAAAGUUUAUUUCUUUGUAUAAGCACUUACAAUUCCAUGUUUUAGUUUGAUUCUGUUCUGUGUACAUUUUGUGACUGAUUAAUUAUUUAGAUAUAUUUAUUUGUAUAGACUUGUUUGUGUGUGUUGUAUCCUGAAUGCCAACCAUACUCCUUUCUUCAAGAAAAUGAAUGAUAAUAGAACAUAUUUAAACUGCCCAAUUUUUCAUAUUAUUUAAUACUCGAUACAAGGAUGUUCACUAUAUUGUGAAAUGCAAGCCAAAGGCACAAUCAUGUUCUGCAUAUUCUAAGACAGGGACAGGUUUAUUAAAAGUCUGUUUAGUGCUGAAAAAAACUUGAGGGUUAACUAAACAGUGUUUGUCCUGCUGGGCAUCAUACCACCAACUUUAGACAGGAUUUUUUUCUCUGGGAUCCAUGCACUAGUUACAGUCUUACAGUUCUUGAACUUUCAUUAUAGCCCCCAAUUGUACAAAUUUCUCAGCAAAAGAUAGACUUUCAUUUUUAUUACCGUAUUUUCUCGACUAUAAGGCGAUUCGCUUAUAAGACGGCCCCCUAACUUUGCCCAUGAAAUCUGGUGCUUUUUGUUUCGACUCGCUUAUAAGACGGGGUCAAUUUUUAAGCAAAUCUAAAAUGCUAAAAUUCUUCCUAAUGUGUAAAAAUGUUCAAGCUCAACGGACAAUUAUCGACUUUCGCGGUAACUGUUUUUGUUUUACUCAAAGAAAAUGGCGGUUAACUGUGAGCUCUCUAUUUGGAGGUAGGUUAAAAAUGAGUACAUAAGUUUGCAGGACAGGUCGUUACUUAUCGGAAUUGUAAUAAUUCAUCAAUAACAACAUAUGUAUGUUUUAGGUUUUUUUUAUUGAAGACACUAAUGAAGUUCUUCGGCAAAUUAAAUGGCUUCAAUAACAAAACUGCGAAAAGCCGAGGCAUGAAUAGGUGUUUGUUUAGCAAUAAUGCUUUAGGCAAUAUUGUCCCUUGAUUGGCGACGAACAUAAAGGAUUCAUAUUCGCAUUGUCAUUUGUUUGCUUAAUCAAACUGACAGUUUGGUACCUACAUCAUAUUAAGAUUCCAAUUUAUUGAUUUGAUAUAUCUGUCAAACUAAUUAUACUGACACGCGCCAUAAGAAAAAAUGCAGAUAUAACGGUACACUGUGUGACGUCAGAGCACGCGCGGUGAAGAGAUUUCGUGUUGUUGUUUACUUAAUUGCCCCAUACUUGUAUCAGCAGACGAUAUACUGGAUAGACGAAUAUCCUAUGUAAAAUUUUACUGAUUUUGACAUGAAUCUUUUUUUAAUAUUUUAUUGACCCGCUUAUAAGACGGGUCCCCUACUUUGGGGGUAAAAAUCGGGACCCAAUUUCCCCGUCUUAUAGUCGAGAAAAUACGGUACAGUAUUUAUCCAUUAUUUUGACUGUAUGAUCUCAUUAACAGCCAUCUGGAUUUUUUAUUAGGAUGUUACCUGUAUCCAGUCAUACAUGACAAUAGGAGACCAGGAAGUAAAUUGUAUUACUGUUUGUAAACUCUGUUAUUGUUACCACUUCAUAAAGACAUGACCGUGUGUUUGAACUAGAAUUGUUAGAAUGUGGUAAAAAUUUUGCGAAUGUAAAUGUAUAUAAAAUGCAAUUUUUAUCACUCUCAGAUUUAACAUUGUUGUCAUAUUAAUUUUGUGCAGAUUUCCACAGAAAAUUUUAAUAAAUAUGUAAAACAAGU
This is a messenger RNA of Mya arenaria, 3890 nucleotides long. Its product is annotated as ubiquitin-conjugating enzyme E2 R2-like. The coding region runs from base 126 to 836 and encodes 236 amino acids. The transcript is spliced from 5 exons. The record is from RefSeq and is a predicted model, not a curated record. Gene Ontology annotation, biological process: ubiquitin-dependent protein catabolic process; protein polyubiquitination. Lineage: Eukaryota; Metazoa; Mollusca; Bivalvia; Myida; Myidae. Gene Ontology annotation, molecular function: ubiquitin conjugating enzyme activity.